AGACGACCCCGUACCGUUUGCAGAAAUCAAUUGAGCGGGCACAUGGUGCCCCCCUAACUACCCGCUGGCUAGUUUAUUGCACAAGGUCCAUCUGCCAGUCCUGCACUCCACCUUCCAGUCUUCCACUCUUCUGCUCCGUCUUCCUCUUUGUUGGCCGGCAUAUAAAUCUUGCUUCAGCAACUGAUCUGAUCCGAGGCUUCUGAGCUCGGGCUCAUGGAGUUCAAGGGGAAGGACGUAUGGGGCCUGCUGCUGGUGCUGCUCCUCGGCCAGCUCGUCGCCUUCUCCAUGGCUGCCUCAAGCUUCACCUCGUCCCUCAUUGCUAAUCUUGGAGUUGAUGCACCACUCACACAGUCUUUCUUCGCAUAUCUGUUGUUGACCUUAGUUUAUGUACCAAUCGUCCUGCGUCGACGGCAGAAACUGCAAAUAGCUUGGUACUGGUACCUAGCCCUGGCGUUCAUUGAUGUACAGGGGAACUAUCUUGUUGUGAAGGCAUACCAAUACUCGUACAUCACCAGUGUAACUUUGUUGGAUUGUUGGACUGUUGUAUGGGUCAUCGUACUCACCUGGUACGCUCUGGGCACAAGGUAUUCUAUCUGGCAGUUUUUAGGGGCAGGGACAUGUGUGGCAGGGCUUGCCCUUGUGCUCCUUUCAGAUGCACAAUCAGCAAAGGAGCAAGACCCAAGUAAAAUACCACUUCUGGGGGAUGCCCUUGUUAUUGCUGGGACAGUUUGCUUUGCGUUUAGCAAUGUUGGGGAGGAAUACUGUGUCAAGAAGAAAGAUCGAGUUGAAGUUGUCGCAAUGCUUGGACUCUUUGGGUUGCUUAUCAGUAUUGUUCAGAUACUUAUAUUUGAAAGGAAGAGCCUAGAAACAGUUGCAUGGUCUCCAACAAUGAUAAGUCUCUUUGCAGGAUUUGCAGUGGCAAUUUUCAUGUUCUACACAAUUACUCCUUUCGUUCUUAAGAUGAGUGGAGCAACAUUGUUCAACCUUUCACUGCUAACAUCUGACAUGUGGGCAGUCGCCAUUCGAGUUCUAUUCUACCAUCAGCAGAUAAACUGGUUGUACUAUCUAGCAUUCACAAUUGUGGCUGUUGGAUUAAUCAUCUACGCGUUGAAUGAAAGUUCUUCAGACGAUAAAACAGCUGCAAGUACAGAAGCAGCAGCACAAUAUCAACAGCUUCAAAGUGAGGAUAAUUCAACAGGAUGGGAGUCUAAUGAAGGCGGCCAAGAAAGGACACGUAAUGAAGUUCACAUUUGUUAGUGGUCAAUGUACAAAGAGUCCUUCCUGUUAAUAGACAGAUUUGUCCCAAGUCAAAAAUAUGGUAACAUAGAUCUCCGGAGUAAAAUGCUGCUCCCUUCAUCUGUAGGCCAACAUGUUAUUAUCUCAAUUAAAAAAGGGACUACAUAUUGUUCGGCUAAUUUUCCCAUACGUAUAA
Messenger RNA from Setaria italica (foxtail millet), 1432 nucleotides. RefSeq names its product solute carrier family 35 member F2. The transcript is spliced from 11 exons. The record is from RefSeq and is a predicted model, not a curated record. Gene Ontology annotation, cellular component: membrane. NCBI's taxonomy places the organism in Eukaryota, Viridiplantae, Streptophyta, Magnoliopsida, Poales, Poaceae. Gene Ontology annotation, molecular function: transmembrane transporter activity. The coding region runs from base 214 to 1257 and encodes 347 amino acids. Gene Ontology annotation, biological process: transmembrane transport.